Molecule: messenger RNA, 909 nt
Organism: Lentinula edodes (shiitake mushroom)
Lineage: Eukaryota; Fungi; Basidiomycota; Agaricomycetes; Agaricales; Omphalotaceae
Exons: 2
Coding region: 1-909 (302 amino acids)
Source: RefSeq, a predicted model, not a curated record
AUGGACCAACAGAUUUCACCAACACCAUCCUUCAUAAUUCCUCUCACACUCAUUAUUUUCACUCUUGGAUUGACUUUUCAGUCUCGAAGCAUUCGGAUAUCCUUCUUCAUUGCUCUCCUUAGCACCUCAUACCUCACAAUCUUUCGCAGCAGCACCGGGAUUCCUCCUCUGAAUUAUGCCUACUCCACAGCAUUAGGCUGCUUGACUUUCCAAGCACUUGAUUUCCUUGUUCUCACCAACCCUCACUCGGAGCUACAUCUUGCAGGCGACGAGAAAAACAUAUCCGAACAACCUUUUUCGACGCGUUUUCUGUGGGCAUGGAAGCUUGUUUUAUCACCUCGAGGAAUCGGAUGGAGUCACGAACCGAAGGAUAUCCUUCCUCCACAUCCCAAAGCUCAGUCUCGGGUUUCAUUCAUUAUAUCCCAGUUCCUUUCGACCAUACCAUGGAUUUUCAUCGGUGACGCUGCCAAUCUUGCCUUGCGAAGCCAUCCAGGCUUUCAGUUAAACGGUCCAUCUAUUUCCAAUGUUGGUCCAUUUAUGCGCAUCCUGAACGUUUGGAUAUUCGCGCUCCCAGGUACCAUUCAUCAAAUGUGUGACUACUCGCUUCAACAUCGGGAUUUCUGGGCAGGCGGAAGCUUUACCUUCUUCCUAUCACAGGCUGUGAUGAUAAUUCUCGAGGACAGUGUUAUCGCAGCAGGGAAGAGGUUGGGCAUUCAAGCUGGAUCCUAUGUGCGCAUUCUUGGAUAUAUCUGGACUUUGGUCUGGUUCGCUAUCGCUCUUCCUAUUUGGUUAGACCCUUACUUCCAUGAUGGAAUGGCUACCAGCGAAGGGCUCAGUGUAAUUGGGGUAUUGUGGAAGAGGGACUGGACGGGGUCGUCCGUGAACCUUCCUCUUCCACUUAGUUAUUAG